CAAAAUCCCAAUGGUGAAUGAGGCAAAAUUUUUGGGUGUUUUGUUUGACCAUAAACUAACGUUUUUGCCGCACUUGCGCAAUUUGAAGAGUAGAUGUCUAAAAUCUUUGAAUAUUUUAAAGGUACUGUGCUGCUCAUCCUGUGGAGCAGACAAAUGUUCUAUGCUUAGGAUUUAUAGGGCCUUUGUGCACUCAAAGCUGGACUACGGUUGCAUUGUUUAUGGGUUUGCGCAAGAAUCUACUGUUCGAAUGCUGGAUCCAAUCCACCAUCAAGCACUACGUUUGUGCACUGGUGCUUUUCGAACUUUUCCUGUACAAAGUUUGUAUGUGGAUGCUUAUGAGCCUCCACUAUCUCUUAGGAGAGAACAGUUGUCUCUUUUUUAUUAUAUAAAACAAAAAUCCUUUAGUAAACCUUCAGUUGAUUGUACAGUAUCAGAUACUCAGCUGAAAAGAUUAUUUGAAGCUCGCCCAAGUAGUGUCCCUACAUUCGCCAUAAGAAUGGAGAAUGUGAGCAACACGAUUGACCUGGAUACAGGCAACAUUUCACAGCUAGAGGUCUGUAGUGUAUCACUUUGGUCAACUAUCUCUUAGGAGAGAACAGUUGUCUCUUUUUUAUUAUAUAAAACAAAAAUCCUUUAGUAAACCUUCAGUUGAUUGUACAGUAUCAGAUACUCAGCUGAAAAGAUUAUUUGAAGCUCGCCCAAGUAGUGUCCCUACAUUCGCCAUAAGAAUGGAGAAUGUGAGCAACACGAUUGACCUGGAUACAGGCAACAUUUCACAGCUAGAGGUCUGUAGUGUAUCACUUUGGUCAACUAUCUCUUAGGAGAGAACAGUUGUCUCUUUUUUAUUAUAUAAAACAAAAAUCCUUUAGUAAACCUUCAGUUGAUUGUACAGUAUCAGAUACUCAGCUGAAAAGAUUAUUUGAAGCUCGCUCCUUUGAUAAAUGUUGACAUUAGCUUAAAGCAAUUUCCUAAGGAAUCCACACCUGACCACGUCUAUAGACAGCACUUUGCAGAAAUUCAACAUAGUUAUAGGAAUUUAAUUCCUAUUUAUACAGAUGGAUCUAAAUCUGAUGAUUACUGAUGAUAAAAAUGAUAAUUCUGUGUUAAAAUGAAAAGAAAACGAACGAAGCCUUCUUUUAAUAAAACGAAUGAAGAUUCAUUAAAUACUAAUAACAAUAAUAAGCAAUCGUUACAAAGUAAAAAAAAAGAAUGAAACAGAAAAUUUUAAAAAGUCUAAUAUUAAUGUUCAAGUUAAGCCAAGUUUUAUAAAAACGUUCUUUUUAUAUAUUUUUGAUCGGAAAUGUUGGUUAUUAGGACUGAUUAUAAUACCAUUAUUAAAUCAUGCUGCUUUGAAAUAUGAAAAUAGAGAAUUCAAAUUAUCAGGUGAAUUUCUUGAUUUCAACUGGCAACAGACAAUGUACAUUAGCUGUUUGGGAAAAGGACUUCCAACAGUUAUUAUGGAUUCAUCUACUGGUAUGACAUCUGAUAUUUGGAUACCUGCACAGAAAGAAUUAUCAAAGCUAACACAGGUUUGCAUUUAUGAUCGUCACGGUCUUGGAUUUAGCAGACGUUUACAGAAUAAUGUAUCAGAUUCGUAUGUAAUAAAAAGGUUUGGUCAAUUAAGUACUGUUGAACGAAUGGUAGAUGAUUUACAUCAUCUUGUUACUGUAAGCAAACCUUUAUCACGUCCAUUUAUUCUUGUUGGAUCUGAAUUAGGUGCAUUAAAUGUUAGAUUUUAUACUCAACUUUAUGAAAGAGAUGUUUCAGACAUUGUUUUAGUUUAUCCAUUAGUAGAAAAUUUAUUUCAUCAAGAUGAUGGAAUAUGGCAUAAUUAUUGGUAUUCAGACUUAAUUUCUUCCGUAUUAAAGCUUCAGUUGUCUGCUUUUGCUGGAAUUUCCAGAAUAGGUUUAUUAUUAGGAUUUAUGGAUGUUCCUAUUAAAGGAGAACAUAUUGUAGAAGAUAUUAUCAUCAGACAGAAACAUUUCCUGUGUAAUCCACAUCAUUUGGGAGCUGCUUUAGAUGAACAUUAUUUCAUGAAUUACAGUUUUUCUCAAAUGAUGACAAUAUGGAAAUUAAAGACAUUUCCAGUAAAUGUAUCAGUGACUGUUAUAAAUGGAAAAUUUUAUGAUAAAACACUGCAACCUGAUUUGAAUAAAGCUUGGGAAAAAUCUCAGCAUCAUUUAAUUGGAAAUCUUCAUAAUGGAUGCAAUCAUAUUUCAAUUGCUGAUGCUGAUCAUAAUAUUACUUUCAAAGAACCCUGGAUUAUAAUAGACUGUUAUAAAUGGAAAAUUUUAUGA
Molecule: messenger RNA, 2297 nt
Organism: Centruroides sculpturatus (bark scorpion)
Lineage: Eukaryota; Metazoa; Arthropoda; Arachnida; Scorpiones; Buthidae
Exons: 2
Coding region: 1416-2297 (293 amino acids)
Source: RefSeq, a predicted model, not a curated record